Aspergillus pseudotamarii is the source of this 351-nucleotide messenger RNA. RefSeq lists its product as uncharacterized. The record is from RefSeq and is a predicted model, not a curated record. The transcript has 2 exons. The coding region runs from base 1 to 351 and encodes 116 amino acids. NCBI's taxonomy places the organism in Eukaryota, Fungi, Ascomycota, Eurotiomycetes, Eurotiales, Aspergillaceae.
AUGAAGUUCACUACCCUCGUCAACGUCGCACUUCUUGUGACCGGCAGCCUUGCCUACUCCAACAACUGCAAGGGCUCUAGCAAUUCUCCCAGUAUUACUGAUUGCCAGGAGGCGAUCCGGAGAAUCGAUGAAGGUUCGGACUACGGCGACGGCUCUGAAUUCUCCGUCGGAAAUUGCUACAUGGUCUACGCUACCAACGGUGCUGGUGAACAGAAGCUCAGCGGCAAGAACAUCCGUGACACAGCACAAUCAAUCCUGGACUCCUGUGGUCACCACAAGGGAAGCUACGGGACCAACAACUGUGACUCUUGCCACGUCACCGUCAACUACAGAGCUCCUAAGAGGUUCUAA